AGAAUAAAAAAAUAAUCAUUUUAAAAAGAAGAAAGAAAGAAGCUAUUGCUGUGAACAGCCGAACACAACGCCCUGCCCCGAAAGAAAGAAACACAGAUCUCUCUUCUCGAAUCAAACUCACACAAUUUCUAGGGUUUCAAUCUUCAAUCUAACCACAGCUCAGUAGUAUGGCGGAUGAAAGUUCUGCUCAAGAAGCCAGUACAAGCGCAGUUACUGGGGAAAGUUCUGAUUCUAUAGUUGAAGUUAAUGUCAAGACCUUGGAUUCACAGAUCUAUACAUUCCGAGUUGAGAAAAAUAUGCCAGUUCCAUUGUUCAAGGAGAAAAUAGCUGGGACAGUUGGUGUGCCAGUUGAGCAGCAGCGUCUUAUUUUUAGGGGAAAGGUUUUGAAGGACAAUCAAUGCCUCUCAGAAUAUCAUGUGGAAGAUGGACAUACACUGCAUCUAGUGGCAAGACAACCAGCUCAACCCCAAACUUCAUCUGGAACACUUUCUGGAGAGGCGAAUGCAAACACCAAUGGGCAAGGAAAUGAUCCAAAUACUGCUGUUCCGCGUAAUCGGGUUGGUCAAGUUUCACAUAGCGUAGUUCUUGGAACGUUUAAUGUUGGGGACCAAGGUGAAAAUGGUGGUGUUCCUGACCUUACUCGGAUCGUUGGCGCUGUUCUAAAUUCUAUUGGGCUUGGGGGCCAGAUCCCUAUGGGUGCAACAAACACAUCGUCCAGUGUACCUCCCAAUGCUACUAAUCAAACCUCUCAAGCUGCUGAAACUGAAGGAACACGUGGAAAUGUUGCUGGAAGGGGGGGUGGGCAGGCGUUCCCAAGUCAACCAUUUCAGUCUCUAGCUCAGUCUUUGCAAUUUCCUUUGACUGGGGCAGCUGUAAAUGUUCCUUCACAUCAAAUGCCUAUUCCCGAUUCUCUAAGCACACUUUUGGAGUUCAUAAACUGCAUGGAGCUGGUUUUGCGAGUCAAUGGAGGUCAUCCUUCUGCUUCAGAAAAUACUGGAGAUCCGCCAAGAGUGGAGUUGCCAUCUAAUGCACGUGGAUUGCGAACACCUGAAGCACUCGGUAUUGUUCUGCGACAAGCCCAACAACUUCUUAGCUCUCAUGCUGCAGCUGCUCUUUCGCAUAUUGCGGAACGUCUUGAAGGGGAGGGAGGUGCAACUGAUCCUGCAGUCCGGAGCCAAAUUCAAACUGAAUCAGUACAAGUAGGGCGGGCAAUGCAACAUUUAGGGGCUCUUUUUCUAGAGCUUGGCCGCACCAUUGUGACGCUUCGUAUGGGGCAAUCUCCUGCUGAAUCUUCGGUAAAUGCUGGGCCAGCUGUUUAUAUAUCCUCCUCUGGGCCAAAUCCGAUAAUGGUUCAGCCAUUUCCAAUCCAAACCAGCUCUCUCUUUGGUGGUGGUGCUGCUACCCAGACAAAUGCUGGAAUCCCAGUUCCUGUCGGGCUUGGUGAUACACCUCGACAUGUGAACAUUCAUAUACAUGCUGGGACUUCCCUUGCUGGUGUCCCAUCAGUUGGUCCUAGGCCAAAUACUGGGGAAGUAAGUCAGGGGGAAAAUCGUAAUGGAGCUUCUGGUGAUUCAGGUUCAGGUUCAGGUCGGAUGCUGCCUGUGAGGAGUGUCCUUACCACAGCUGUUCCAUCAUCACGUGUGCCUGUGGAUCCCAGUCAUACUCGAAGCAGCAAUACCACUUCAAUUCCUAGAACUGAGCAGAGUAACCCAAAUGCUGCAUCUGCUGCACAAGGUUCAAAUGAAGGUACUCCUAGUGUGGGGCCAUCUUCUGCUUCUACCAUUCACCCAAUGGUAUCAGAAAUCAAUGCACAGCUAAGAAAUCUUGUUCGUGAUAUGGGGGGAGAAAAUGUUGCACCUUCAGGUCCAUCGGAGAGUCCUAGUAAUCAGGGACUGGCCACUGGAUCUGUCUCCGGUGAUGGGGCUGGGAACUCCCAGCAGGAGCGUUCCCACAAAGAUGACAAAUCUCCUUGCAAAGAAGCAUCAGCAUCUAGUUCAGCGGGAGGAUCAAGCUGUGCUGGUGACGCUACCAAACAAGUUGUCUCAGAUGAUGUUUCUAGAUCCAGCGGAAGUCAUGGUGUCAAAGAUGUUCCAUUGGGUUUAGGUCUGGGAGGCCUUCAACCUAAGCUUAAACGAGGCAGACAGGGAAGUUCGCAAGUGAAGAAUGCUAAUGAUGCCACAAGUAGCGGGGUUCCUACUAGCAAUCAAAACCAGCAAGCCAUUACUAGUGGCCAGCAGAUUCUACAGUCACUUGUAGCUCGAGGUUCCAAUGCAAGAACGGAUAGUAACGGUGUAUCUGAUCAGAUUAUGGGUGCCAGGCCAUCGGCAGUCCCUGCUUCCAACAGUCAGUUUGAUGCAGCAGGCAUGAUGUCUCAAGUUUUGAACAGCCCUGCUUUGAAUGGUCUAUUGUCAGGGGUAUCAGAGCAAGCAGGGAUGGGAUCACCUGAUGGACUGAGGGGAAUGUUGGAUCAGUUUACAAGGAAUCCUGCAAUGAUGAAUAUGAUCAACCAGGUUGGACAACAAAUCGGUGGUGGCCAAGAUCUUGGCGGCAUGUUCUCAGGGAUGGGAAGGGGACAAGGUGGUGGGUUGGAUUUAUCGAGUAUGGUUCAACAAAUGAUGCCGAUUGUAACACAAGCUCUCAACAGGGGGGUGUCCUUUCCUGAAUCUUCUCGUGAAGUAGAACCCCAGCCCCAAGAGCAGCCUAUGGAGAUUGGGACAGUCAGGGAGAAUGAAAACAGUCGAAAUCCUCAGAUUGACCUCCAGCAAACUGCUGAGAGAAUUGAACGCCAUGAUCCACCUGCAGAUGUUUUCCGAUCGGUUGUUGAGAACACUGCUCUUUUGUAUGGCAAAGGGAAUUCUUCAGAGGAGGAGCUUGUUGAUGACAUUUGCAGUAAUGAAGACCUAGCAGAUGAAUUCAUGGAGAUGCUAUCCCGCGACGUACGCCGAAGGUUGGAUGAUUCUAGGUAGAGCAACUGAUACCAUAAUUUUCCUGGAGUCGUAGCAGUUGGAAUGUGUCAAUAUACUAAAUCAGAGAUCCCUUUUCUUUUUCUUUUUAAUUACAAGUGCUUAAGCUGGGAACAGUUGCCUUUAUAUAGGUCAUGAAAUACAUUCCCGAUGUUACCUUGGCUUAAAUCGAGUAUACAGAUUUCGUUUUCGAGCUCCUAUGCCACUGAGGUCAAUGUGGGAUAGUUUAUAUAGUUUGUUCAUAGUGAAAGAUGGAAUUUUAGUUAUUCUUCCGCCAGAUAUAUUUGGAUCAUCUUCUCUAAAAAAUUACUUGAUCAGAUCCUUGUGUAAAAAUAUGUGAAGAAUCAAGACUGCAGUACAGCAUUAGUUGAACAAUGCUUUGUUUCGAA
Messenger RNA from Papaver somniferum (opium poppy), 3352 nucleotides. RefSeq names its product ubiquitin-like domain-containing protein CIP73. NCBI's taxonomy places the organism in Eukaryota, Viridiplantae, Streptophyta, Magnoliopsida, Ranunculales, Papaveraceae. Bases 168 to 2966 code for a protein of 932 amino acids. The transcript is spliced from 18 exons. Gene Ontology annotation, cellular component: BAT3 complex. Gene Ontology annotation, molecular function: polyubiquitin modification-dependent protein binding; misfolded protein binding. The record is from RefSeq and is a predicted model, not a curated record.